AUGUCGGAACCUCAUAUCGAUCUUCCAUUACCAACCACUCACUCCCCCGACUCCACAAUGAAAGACUCACAAUCCAUCCAUGGUAUACCAACGACCCACCCCUCGCAAUGGCCCUCAUAUCAACGCCACCUCUGUCUCUUUUUACUCUCCUUCAACGGCCUCAUGAUAGGUUUCCAAUCCACAAUCAUCGUACCAGGUCUUUCCCUUAUUGGCCGUGAAUUCUCCGUUUCCACGCAGACGGCAUCCUACGCCGCAUCUGUGAAUGUCCUCUUCCUGGGUCUUGGGCCUCUACUCUGGAUUCCCUUUGCGGAUCGCUUCGGCAAUCGAACAAGCUUCAUCUCCGCGAUCGUCGUUGCGCUGGCGGGAAAUCUGGGAGCUGGGUUCUCGAGCAGCUAUGCGGGGUUGAUGGUUGGGAGGGUAGUCCAAGGAGCCGGAAUCAGCGCCGGAGGAGUUUUUGGGUCGGGAGUUGUGGUGGAUUUGUUUCAACCGGAGAGCAGAGGGCGGAAAUUGAAUUUGUGGAAUGUGGCAGUGACUUGUGGGCCAGCUUUGGGAGCUUUGGUUGGAGGAUUCCUUGUUGGGGCGAAAGGGUGGAGGUGGGGCUUAUAUCUGAAUGCUAUUGUAAAUGGUGCCCAGUUGCUGGGGUAUGUUGUUGCAUUCCCAGAGACGAAGUGGGUGGCGCGGAGGGGAAAUGUUGAAAGAAAGCACAGGAUGGGACUGUUUGGAGACUGGAGGACGGGCAGCGCUGGAGCAUGGAAGUGGGCGGAGUGGGCGUUGUUCAUUCAAAGUCCUGUGGUACUUCUGAUGAUGAGUGUGUUUGCCCUCUCCUUUGGGAUUAUCUCCGUGGGACUCUCAAUCACGCUGCCGGAGAUCUUCGGUCCAGUUUAUGGGUUUGGAGAGCGGCAGAUUGGGCUAGUGUUCAUCUCGUAUCUUGUUGGCGCUGUCCUAGGCGGACAGGUAGGCGGGCGAAUGAGUGACAUUUGGAUGAGUCGCUACAAGAAGAGAUGUCAGGAGAUGGGAACGCAAUUGCGGUACGAGUAUCGUCUGUGGGUGAUAUUACCCGGCUACUUCCUCCUCAUCACCGGAUUGGUAGUAUAUGGAGUCACACUCGAAGAUAGUACCCACUGGUCCGGACCAGUAAUCGCUUGGGGUGUCUCCAUAUUCGGCCUGCAGAUCGUGCUCAACGUUGUUAUUACCUACUGCAUCGAAUGCUUUCCCCAUCAUGCGCUGGCUGUGACUGCCUUCUUGAAUCUUGGGAGACAGAUCAUCGGCUUCACAGCCGGGUUCUGGAUCCCACCGCUGGUGGAGGACUUGGGAUAUGGACUGGGUUUUGGAGUCAUGGCCAUCAUGUGUUUCUUUUUCUUUGCACUGAGUCUGGCCGUUCUCUACAGAGGUGAGCGCAUCCGCCAUCGGUUCCCUGUCAGAGGCUUGUCAUGA
Molecule: messenger RNA, 1434 nt
Organism: Ramularia collo-cygni
Lineage: Eukaryota; Fungi; Ascomycota; Dothideomycetes; Mycosphaerellales; Mycosphaerellaceae
Product: related to synaptic vesicle transporter SVOP and related transporters (major facilitator superfamily)
Exons: 3
Coding region: 1-1434 (477 amino acids)
Biological process (GO): transmembrane transport
Molecular function (GO): transmembrane transporter activity
Source: RefSeq, a predicted model, not a curated record